AUGCUAGUUGUAAACAAACUCAGAUCUUUAAUUUGUCACGUGCCCUUCAGCUCAGUGACAGACUUUAUUCGGUAAUCUAACACGAAGCACACAGUUUCUGAUGGACGGAGGGCAGCAGGGAACUAGGUGAACAUUUACGCUUGCCUCACCCACUCUUCACUCCAGUCAUGUUAAGAGUUUUCCAGAGAACAUCCAGGCUGAGAAGAGCUCCAAGAUGCUUGUGCAUCCAAAACACUGCCGCGUCCACAGUUCUGCUUGUACCUGCGGACUUCCAGAGUCCUCUCCUCAUCUGGGGCUCUGCACAGUUUGUGGUCUUUUCUCAUAGGUUGCACGAUAAAACAGAUGGAGUCAGGCCAUCUCCUGCUGCGGCUCCAGAGAGGCGGCCUUUCUCCAGACUAUCAGUGGAGGAUUUGGCCUUUUUCAGGAAGAUCCUACCAGGCAGAACCAUCACUGACCCUGACCUGGUGGAGUCCAGUAACGUGGACUGGCUUAAGUCUGUGAGAGGGUCAAGUGAAGUCUUACUGAGACCUCGGACAACAAAGGAAGUAUCACAAAUCCUCAGCUACUGUAACAGUCACAACCUGGCGGUGAACCCUCAAGGAGGUAACACAGGGCUGGUGGGCGGCAGUGUGCCGGUUUAUGAUGAAAUUAUCCUCUCCACCUCUCUUAUGAACGACAUUAUUUCUUUUGACAACGUCUCGGGUAUUCUUACCUGUCGGGCAGGUUGUGUCUUGGAAAACUUGUCCCUCUUUCUGGAGGAGCGAGACCACAUCAUGCCACUGGAUCUUGGGGCCAAAGGAAGUUGCCAGAUCGGGGGCAAUGUGGCAACUAAUGCAGGCGGGCUGCGGCUGCUGCGAUACGGCUCAUUGCACGGCACUGUGCUGGGUCUUGAAGUGGUGCUGGCAGAUGGACGGGUGCUGGACUGCUUGGCCACGCUGCGGAAAGACAACACGGGAUACGACCUGAAACAGCUCUUCAUCGGCUCAGAAGGCACUUUGGGAGUCAUCACUGCCGUCUCCAUCCUGUGUCCUCGAAAACCAAAAUCUGUUAAUGUGGUUUUCUUGGGAUGCGAGACCUUUGAGCAGCUGCUGAAGGCAUUUCAGCUCUGCAGAGGCAUGCUGGGAGAAAUCCUGUCGGCCUUUGAGUUCCUCGACAGUGAAUGCAUGAGGCUGCUGAAGACGCACCUCAAACUGUCCAACCCCAUCUCUGAUUGCCCCUUCUACAUCGUUAUAGAAACAUCUGGAUCUGAUCCGAGUCACGAUGCGCAGAAGCUUCACAACUUUCUAGAGGAAGCGAUGACGUCGUUGUUAGUUACUGAUGGAACUGUAGCAACAGAGGAGUCAAAAAUAAAGGCCCUGUGGUCCAUGCGUGAACGCGUCACCGAGGCACUGACUCACGACGGCUUCAACUACAAGUACGACAUUUCUCUUCCAGUGGAGCGGAUCUACCAGCUGGUGACAGACACCAGGGAGCACCUGGGGAACCGGGCCAAGAGCGUGGUGGGAUACGGACAUGUUGGUGACGGCAACCUGCACCUGAACAUCACGUCUCCUGCCAAAGACCCUGCUCUGCUGGCUGCCAUCGAGCCGUUCGUGUACGAGUGGGCAGCCAGGUACCACGGCAGCAUCAGCGCAGAGCAUGGACUCGGUCUGAAAAAGAGGAACUACAUCUACUACAGCAAGUCGAGCCAAGCCGUGGCCCUCAUGACUCACAUCAAGGCCCUGCUGGACCCCAAAGGAAUCCUCAACCCCUACAAGACCUUACCGGAUCAUCUGAAAUGAAUUUUGUAACAACUCUUCCAGGAGCUAACUAACAUCUACAACUUCACUACACAUGGUGUGCACGGCCACGGAGCUUCUUUUCCUGGUGUGCACAUUUGCAGGUUGAUCAACGUUUACAUCAGGGAGGUGCAACUAAACC
Nematolebias whitei (Rio pearlfish) is the source of this 1920-nucleotide messenger RNA. It is a transcript of the gene d2hgdh, whose product is annotated as D-2-hydroxyglutarate dehydrogenase. The transcript is spliced from 10 exons. Gene Ontology annotation, molecular function: catalytic activity; FAD binding. The record is from RefSeq and is a predicted model, not a curated record. Gene Ontology annotation, cellular component: mitochondrion. Bases 168 to 1781 code for a protein of 537 amino acids. Lineage: Eukaryota; Metazoa; Chordata; Actinopteri; Cyprinodontiformes; Rivulidae.